This is a messenger RNA of Trichomonas vaginalis G3, 1242 nucleotides long. Its product is annotated as amino acid transmembrane transporter protein. Gene Ontology annotation, molecular function: amino acid transmembrane transporter activity. Lineage: Eukaryota; Parabasalia; Trichomonadida; Trichomonadidae. Gene Ontology annotation, biological process: amino acid transmembrane transport. The transcript has a single exon. Bases 1 to 1242 code for a protein of 413 amino acids. The record is from RefSeq and is a predicted model, not a curated record.
AUGUUAAAGGAAGAUACGCAGUUAUAUACAACAGAUUUAGUAUCAAUAAGUCAAGAAGAGAAUGAAGAGCCACCAGGACGUUCAACACUAUUUGGAGUUUUAAUUUUAUUAUUAAAUACUACGAUUGGCUCUGGUACUCUUUUAAUUCCAUAUUGUUACAAGUGUGGAUUAGCAUUAUGCAUCACAACUUCUUUUGCAUUAGGCGUAAUUUCGCUUUGGUCACUUUGGAUGUUAAUUGAUUGCGCCAGAGAAACAAAAGCUCGUGAUUACUCACAUCUUUUCACAAUCACAUUUGGUCGUAAAUACAAUUGGAUCAUGAAUAUUUGGAUAACACUCUGUUUAUUCGGAACUGUCAUUAUUUACGUUUUAUGGAUCGGGCGUUUAGUUAAACAUCUCGUCCCAUUGAAGGGAAAGCCGUGGGAUGUACCCGCAUUUUGGAAUUUCCUCUGCGCAAUAGUUUUAAUUUAUCCAUUAACAAUUUUCAAGAGUUUAAAGCACUUAGAGAGCUGGUCAGGCAUCGCCGUAUUCUUUAUACUCUGGCUCAUUGUUUUCUCAUUAUAUUGGCUCAUAAAAGGCAUCCAUGAUGAAGGAUUUACUCCAGAAAAAAUUGUUUACUUCAAGAUAGGCAAAAUAUUCAUUUCAACAUUCGGUAUUAUGUCAAUGGCAUAUGAUUGUCACUGCAACAUCUUCCAAUCUCUCAGAAUUCUUAAAGAUCCUUAUCCAUAUCGCGGAAAACUACUUUCAGGACUUGUUGUACUCAUUUCUUUCAUUCUUUACAACGCGUUUGGUAUUUUCGCUUACUUGCACUUGUUCGAUAAAUUAGGUGCUGGUGCUGCUUUGGAAUAUUAUCCUUUGGAUAAUUGGUUCACAAAAGUGACAAUUUUCGGAGUUAUCGUCAUCCUCAUUCUUGGAGGGCCAAUGAUGGUCUUUCCAACAAGAUACGCUAUCCUUGAUAUGCUGUAUGGUAAUAAGGAAGUCAGUACUUUAACAUGGAAUGUUACAGGAGCUCUUAUCACGUUAUUAGCUACAGCAUGCGCAUGUAUCUCCAACAACAUUGUAUUCUUCUUCGACCUUGUUGGUGGAUUACUUACGCCUGGUUUCGUUUUUACAAUGCCAUGCGUAUUUUAUUUGAAGAAUGUGACAGAAAAGAGAUGGUAUAAUAUAGUUAUUUGUGUGAUUGUUAUAAUUAUAUCUGUUGCUGCAACUAUCGCUUGUACUUAUAAUGUUGUAACUGGAAAUUGA